AUGGUUUUGAAGGAUAAAAAAAAAAAAAGAAGAGAUUCCACAAAAUAUAUGAACAAAAGGAAUUCCGAUAAAUUACAAGAAAAGGAAAAGAAUGACAAAUUACAAAAUGUCAAUGACAUAAACGAAUUUUACAACGAAAGUGAUUUACCAUGUUAUGAUAAUAAUAACGAUAUUUUCAUUAAAGAUAAGGACUUUUUUCACAACAUUUUAAAAUCUGAAGAUGAAUUAGUCACAAAGAAGGAUCUUAAAAAUGAUCAAGAGACAAGAGAAAAAGGACAACAAAAAAUUCGACACGUUGAUUUUGUCGUAGCAUCGGUAGCUUUCAGCAUACCCCCCGGCAUGAUUUAG
Plasmodium gonderi is the source of this 348-nucleotide messenger RNA. RefSeq lists its product as hypothetical. The record is from RefSeq and is a predicted model, not a curated record. NCBI's taxonomy places the organism in Eukaryota, Apicomplexa, Aconoidasida, Haemosporida, Plasmodiidae. The coding region runs from base 1 to 348 and encodes 115 amino acids. The transcript has a single exon.